UGCGCAUGAACACUAAACUCCGACCAACAUCCAGUGGGGAAAAUCAUCUUGUUCUUUUGAGAAAAGGUGGCGUGCCUGACUGCCUAUGCAUUGGAUUUGAUUACGUUUGUGUUUCGGUCCGCGGUAUGGACACUCAAAAAGUAACCAUGGUUGACAGAGGAAGAACGAUUCCAAGCACCGCCCUCCUUUUGAAGCUUCCAGUCUGUUAUUCGAACUCAAUCCGCAUGACAGAGUGAUCUCCAGCCUUGUCCUCGUCAACACUCACACCUGUGUUAACGAGAAGAUCACUGACAUGAUGUCAGCUGGUCCUUUUGUGGCAGGGCUGAAAUGCAGUGGAAAUGUUUUUGGGGGAUUCAGUUUAUUUGCAUGACAAAGAGGAGGCACUACAAAGGAUAAUAACCACAUUGGCCAAUAAAAAUGAGGAGCUCCAUAACUUCAUGGAAACACUUAGUCACUGUCUGGCUGGUGUCCAGGUGAACUCCACACAAGCAGUGUCAGACCUGGAGGAGGAGUUUGACACGUUGUUCACCGUCCUGGUUGAGAUGAAGGAGAGCAUGAUCAGCACCAUCAAACAGGAAGCGGCCAAGAAGACACAGGAAAUACAGAAUCAACUGACACAGAGCAGCGAUGCCUUGGAGAGUGCAGAGGAGCUCCUGGAGUUUGCCAACAAUGCUCUGGAUACUAAAGAUGAGGAUGAGUUCACUAAGGCUGCCAAGCAGAUCAAAGAUAGGGUAACCAUGGCCUCAGCCUUCAGACUGACCAUGAAGCCCAAGGCCACAGACAACAUGAACCAUCUGAUGGUGGACUUCACCCAGGAGAGACAGCUUCUCCAGAACCUGAAGUUCCUGCCUGUCCCCUGGGCCCCAGAGAUGGAGGUAGGGGACUGUCUGGUGUUAGACAACACGGUGUCCGUAGCCUGGAAGAUGCCAGUGGAGGACAGUAAGAUAGACCACUACAUACUGGAGUACAGAAAGACCGACCACGAAGGACUGCCACGCAUCAAAGACCAACGGUGCUGGGAGGUGGUGGACAACAUCAAGACCACAGAAUACUCACUGUCCGGUUUAAAGUUUGACUCCAAGUUCAUGAACUUCCGGGUACGAGCAUGCAACAAGGCAGCAGCUGGAGAAUACUCGGAUCCAGUUACCCUGGAAACCAGAGCGUUUAACUUCGGUUUCGACUCGUCGUCGUCCCAUCUGAACCUGAGGGUAGAGGACAGGACUGUGGAGUGGGACCCCCAGGGGGGCAAGGGGCUGGAGAGCAAGGUCAAGGGCAAGGAGAACAAGGGCAGAAGUGGAACUCCGUCUCCCAAGAGAACGUUGACGACUCGGUCGCCUGCCAUCAGAGGAAGCAGAGACCGGUUCACUGGAGAGUCCUACACCGUGUUAGGUGAUACCAGUAUGGACUGUGGUCAACACUACUGGGAGGUGAAAGCCCUUAAAGACUGUAAGUCCUAUAGUGUUGGGGUCUCCUACAGAAACCUGGGAAAGUUUGACCAGUUGGGUAAGACCAACACUACCUGGUGUAUCCACAUCAACAACUGGCUGCAGGCUUCCUUCGCUGCCAAGCACAACAACAAGGCCAAGAGCCUGGACGGCACCAUACCUGGACGCAUCGGAGUCUUCUGUGACCUGGACUCAGGACAACUGUCCUUCUACAACGCUGAAACCAAGCAGUUGAUCCACACGUUCAAGGCUAAGUUUAGCCAACCUGUUGUACCGGCCUUCAUGGUAUGGUGUGGAGGACUGAGCCUCAGUACAGGUAUGCAGGUCCCCAGUGCAGUCAAGAGUUUCCAGAAGACUGAGAACGGCCUGGGAGGAUCUAACAGCAGCCUCAACAGCAUGGCCCAGUAGCCCACACUGACUGGCUGCGUCUGGAACAGCACCCUAUUCCCUAGAACCCUCUAACUCAACUCUGGAGCUCCAAGACAGUUACACUGCGUUUUUUUCAUUGUUCUCCUCUAAUCACAGACUGAUUUAGACCUGGGACACAAGGUGGGUGAUUCCCCUCUAAUCAGGGACUGAUUUAGACCUGGGACACCAGGUGGGUGAUUCCCCUCUAAUCACAGACUGAUUUAGACCCGGGACACAAGGUGGGUGAUUCCCCUCUAAUCAGGGACUGAUUUAGACCCGGGACACCAGGUGGGUGAUUCCCCUCUAAUCAGGGACUGAUUUAGACCUGGGACACAAGGUGGGUGAUUCUCCUCUAAUCACAGACUGAUUUAGACCUGGGACACCAGGUGGGUGAUUCCCCUCUCUAAUCAGGGACUGAUUUAGACCUGGGACACAAGGUGGGUGAUUCCCCUCUAAUCAGGGCCUG
Molecule: messenger RNA, 2319 nt
Organism: Salmo salar (Atlantic salmon)
Lineage: Eukaryota; Metazoa; Chordata; Actinopteri; Salmoniformes; Salmonidae
Product: fibronectin type III and SPRY domain containing 1-like
Molecular function (GO): protein binding
Source: RefSeq, a predicted model, not a curated record